AUGUCAAACGACGCUGACCAGUCUUCUCCAGUAAAAAGGCUCUCGCAAGUGUGCAUCGACGCUGCCCAUCAAAUGGUGUUAUUUGCCGAUUUGCUCGGUGAAAUGCCAGCACAACUUGCGGGAAAGAAGUCAAGACAACCAAGAGCACCGGAUAUGCCCAAGUAUCCAAAGUCAUCCUAUAUUUUGUUCAGUGAUGAUCACCGCCAAGAAACCAGGAAGGAGACAAAAAGUGGUAAAGCCAGUGAUGUUGUGACGUUGCUUGCUCAAAAAUGGAACGCGCUUAGUGAUGCAGAAAAGCAGCCCUACAUCAUCAAGGCCAAGGAAGAAAGGAAACGCUAUGAAAUGGAGAUGGAGGCACACUGCGCAAAGUUGGCCGCCGAGAGUCUAGGUGGAGAGCCUGUUGCUACAACAACAGCAACCUCAUCCAAUGAUGACAGCUCGCAUAAGAGUGAUGGCGAUGAUCAAUCCACAAAUGACGAUGGUGAUGAUUCCUCGGAUAAUGGUGAUAGUAGUGAUGACGAUGAUACCGAUGAUGAUGAUACCUCGUCCAGUGAGACCGAUACAGAAUCAAGCGACACGGGCUCAUCAGCAAGCCAAAUUAUCGAAGCACCUCAGCAGGUCCCACCACCCCAAAACGUCACUAACCCAAAGGAUGCUGCUGCCAAAAUGAAGGAAUCCGUUGUUAAGCCCACCGAAAAGGCCACGCAACUUGUCAUAAACAAGGACAUUGUCAAGCACAAUAUCGCUUCCAAGCAACUUGACAAGGGGAAGCAACCUGCCAAACCCAUUGAAAAGCAACCUACCAAGCCCAAUGAAAAUCAAUCUGCCAAAUCCAUCGAAAAGCAGCCUGCCAAACCCAUUGAAAAUCAAUUUGCCAGAUCCAUCGAAAAGCAGCUUGCUAAAUACAUUGAAAAGCACUUUACCAAGCCUACUGGAAAGCGUUCCCACGAGAGCAGCAAACGCCCCAGUGCUAGCACUUCCUAUGAUCCACAAUCUAGCAAGGCGAAAAAGCCAAAGCAAUUCAGACAUUAG
This is a messenger RNA of Lichtheimia ornata, 1032 nucleotides long. RefSeq lists its product as uncharacterized. The coding region runs from base 1 to 1032 and encodes 343 amino acids. Lineage: Eukaryota; Fungi; Mucoromycota; Mucoromycetes; Mucorales; Lichtheimiaceae. The record is from RefSeq and is a predicted model, not a curated record. The transcript is spliced from 3 exons.